UGUCAAAAAAAUCUAAGAUUUGUAGAUUGUGAUUUGUGAUUUUAAAUCAAUCACUUUAAUUUAAUUAAUAUUUAUUACUUGUUUUAUAUAUAGAAAUAUUUAAAAAUGACUCUUUACCAUUUCGGAAAUUGUUUAGCAUUAGUUUAUGCGCCAUAUCACAUGGCCUACAAAUAUUCUGGAAUAUCUGAGUACGCUACGCUGUCGAAAUGUGUGUAUGCCGGUGGACUAUAUAUUUUCACUCAGCUGUGCAAAAUGUUACUUCUAGCAACGUUCUUUCCAGAUUACGAUAACACACAAGCUAAUGGAGAAUAUGAUGUUCUUCUAGAAAUUCUCAAGGCUACUGUAGACUUAGCAGACUUGCUAGGUCUGUACUUUGCCAUCAACUCCGUGCCUGGAAAAGGACAUGCAAAAAUCUUGACAGCAGCAAUAGGUUGGGCCAGUGCAGAAGUGAUAGUCACCCGCAGUGUACUCCUGUGGGUGGGAGCCCGUGGCUCUGAAUUUGAUUGGCGAUAUGUUCGCUCCUGUGCUGAGUCAAAUGUAGCUCUCCUGCAACAUGCUUCCACAGCAGCUCUAGUAUGGUUGUGGACUCGCAGCGAUCUACCCAAAAAACAUUCCCCCAUAGUCAUCACCCUCCUUGCCCUGUCGCCAUACAGAAGUUUAAUAGAAGAUGCAGUAGCCAGUGUGCUGUCUCUCAGUGCUUGGGCGCUCCUGGCAGUGCGGGCUGCUCAUGCGUCUGUGGUUGGUCUGACUGCAUUAGCUAUGUAUGCAGUAUUAGCUCAACAAAUUGGAAUUUAAUUUAUUAUAUUUUAAAAAGAGUGCAUGUUAGUUUAUUUGGUGUAUGCGUAAGUUAUAAUAAAGAUGUGUUGUGGCUAGAAUGCAUUUUCAAA
Molecule: messenger RNA, 887 nt
Organism: Zerene cesonia (dogface butterfly)
Lineage: Eukaryota; Metazoa; Arthropoda; Insecta; Lepidoptera; Pieridae
Product: transmembrane protein 147
Exons: 4
Coding region: 106-795 (229 amino acids)
Source: RefSeq, a predicted model, not a curated record